Molecule: messenger RNA, 1665 nt
Organism: Drosophila hydei
Lineage: Eukaryota; Metazoa; Arthropoda; Insecta; Diptera; Drosophilidae
Product: DNA topoisomerase 1-like
Exons: 1
Coding region: 1-1665 (554 amino acids)
Biological process (GO): DNA replication; chromosome segregation; DNA topological change
Cellular component (GO): chromosome; nucleolus
Molecular function (GO): DNA topoisomerase type I (single strand cut, ATP-independent) activity; DNA binding
Source: RefSeq, a predicted model, not a curated record
AUGACAGACUAUUUUGUUGAUGUUUAUCCACAUCGAACAAUAUUGGACCAAGAUAAGAAGCCCUAUUAUGGUAUUCCGAAGGUUCGCUGCCAGUUUGUGCCGCUGAAGUACCGCAACCUGAGAGGGCACUGGCAGUACCGUCUGCGCCCAAAGCCUGCGAUCUGCGAGAAACCCAAUUGUGUGAAACCGAAAUGGCAAACACUGCAGCACAAUGGACCAUUGUUUCCCGCCGACUAUGAGCGGUUGCCGGCCGACGUGCAGUUCUACUACGACAACUGCCCCAUCGAGCUGACCGAACAGGCCGAAGAGGUGGCCACGUUCUAUGCGAAGCUUAUGAAGACCGCGUUCGUUCAGCUCAAGGACUUCAAUCAGAAUUUCUUCAACGAGUUCCGCAGCUGCCUGAGCGAAGAGCAGCGCCGCUAUAUCACAUGCUUCGGGCUGUGCAAUUUUAAGGAUAUAAGUCGUUAUUUGGAGAGCCGACCAGAAUACGAAAAGCUGCGCUUAGCUAAGGAGAGGAAACAUAGCUAUUGCUAUGUUGACGGAGAGCGCCGUCGAAUCAGCCAGAUUCGCAUCAGCCGGCCGGGACUGCGCUGUCCCCGACAUGGCAUCAGCAAGACUAUGGGCUUGAUAAGGCCCCGAGUGCUGCCCGAAGAUGUUGUGAUAAAUUGCGGGGAGGACGAGGCGCCACCAGAGCCGCCAUGCGGGCAUCUUUGGAGCCAGGUGGUGCACGAUCGGAGUGUUAGAUGGGUAUACUCCUGGUAUGAUAUCGGCACGGGCAGCACACAAUACGCCUAUCCGUGCAAUGAUAGCUGCCGGCGAUCUCGUCCACCUCGUCGCGAACACUUGGACACGGCGCGUCGUCUCCAGCAGCAUCUGCGUCAAAUACGCCGCGAAUACCAAAACCUUCAGUACUCGGAUAGCUGGCUGGUGCGACAGCGCAGCGUGGCCCUCUACUGCAUCGACACGCUGGCCAUGAGCUGCGACGCCGAGGAGCUGCCGUCCGAAAUUACCGUGUGUGGCCUGUGCGUGCAGAAUAUCAAGCUCUAUCCGCGGCUGGGCGUGCAGCGCAAUGUGCUGCAGUUGCUGGCCGGCAGCAGAGAGAGCAAGCAGCGUGAGUACAGACGGAUAAGCAUCCAGCCCGAGGUCUUCUACAAUCUGAACGUCUUCAUUUGUGGCAAGCAGCCAGAUGAGUUGGUCUUCGAGGAGCUAACCAGCCAAAAGGUGAACGAACACCUCGACUAUCUGAUGGAUGGUCUUACUUCGAAUAUAUUUCGCAUAUGCAAUGCCUCGCGGAUGCUGGAGGAACGCUUGAUUCGGAUUCCGCUGAAAGCCACACUACACCACGAGCUGAUGGCCUACAACAGAGCCCUCAAAGACAUUCAUUUAUUCUGCGGCGUUCGCCAUCGCAGAGUCGAUCCCUUGCCAGCCUUGAAGCGGCCCUGUCGUCUACCUUGGCACAGGGCAGCGGAGCAGCGCUCACUCAGAUCCAUUCGUCUGCAGACAAAGCCACUCGUUGAGGCAACCAUCUACUACCUAGAUCCACGGAUAACCAUCGCCUGGUGCAUGAGGCGCAACAUUCCACUCAACUCCAUCUACACAAGCUAUGCGAUACGCAAAAAACUCCUCUGGGCCACGCAAAGCACCUCAAGGUAUUAUUCUUUUUAA